Messenger RNA from Rhea pennata, 2485 nucleotides. It is a transcript of the gene RNF121, whose product is annotated as ring finger protein 121. Bases 13 to 990 code for a protein of 325 amino acids. The transcript has 9 exons. Gene Ontology annotation, cellular component: Golgi membrane; endoplasmic reticulum membrane. Gene Ontology annotation, molecular function: metal ion binding; ubiquitin protein ligase activity. Lineage: Eukaryota; Metazoa; Chordata; Aves; Rheiformes; Rheidae. The record is from RefSeq and is a predicted model, not a curated record.
UGGGGGGGCAAGAUGGCGGCGGUGCUGGAAGUGGAGGUUGGCGGCGCCGUCGAGCGGGACGUGGAGGAGGUUGAUCUUUCGCACUUGUCUCCAGAAGAAAGAUGGAGGGUGGAGCAUGCACGGAUGCAUGCCAAACACCGUGGCCACGAGGCUAUGCAUGCCGAAAUGGUCCUCAUCCUUAUUGCCACGUUAGUGGUUGCACAGCUCCUGUUGGUUCAGUGGAAACAGAGACACCCUCGCUCCUAUAAUAUGGUGACCCUCUUCCAGAUGUGGGUGGUGCCUCUGUAUUUCACAAUAAAGCUGAACUGGUGGCGGUUCUUGGUAAUCUGGGUGCUCUUCUCCGCUGUCACAGCUUUUGUCACCUUCAGGGCAACUCGAAAACCUCUGGUACAGACAACACCCAGGCUGGUUUACAAAUGGUUUCUACUAAUAUACAAAAUCAGCUACGCCACUGGAAUCGUUGGGUACAUGGCUGUGAUGUUUACACUUUUUGGUCUUAACUUAUUAUUCAGAAUCAAACCAGAAGAUGCGAUGGACUUUGGCAUCUCCCUUCUCUUCUAUGGUCUUUACUAUGGGGUCCUAGAGCGGGACUUUGCGGAGAUGUGUGCAGAUUACAUGGCCUCAACUAUUGGGUUCUACAGUGCCUCGGGAAUGCCCACGAAGCACCUCUCCGACAGCGUCUGCGCUGUGUGUGGCCAGCAGAUCUUCGUGGACGUCAAUGAAGAGGGGAUCAUCGAGAACACGUAUCGCCUCUCCUGUAAUCACGUGUUUCACGAGUUCUGUAUCCGUGGCUGGUGCAUUGUCGGGAAGAAGCAGACGUGUCCAUACUGCAAAGAGAAGGUGGACCUGAAGAGGAUGUUCAGUAACCCCUGGGAAAGGCCUCACGUCAUGUACGGGCAGCUGCUGGACUGGCUGCGUUACCUGGUGGCCUGGCAGCCGGUUAUCAUCGGACUGGUGCAGGGCAUUAACUACAUCCUGGGCCUGGAGUAAGGGAAGCCGGUGGGGAAGCCGUGGAGCCACGAGAGGACGCGAGCCGAGGGCAGAGGACAGCAGCUGGCCAGGGAGGCUGGUUUUUAUCCUUCACCUCUCAGGAUCUUGGCUGCCCUCAAGGACCGCGGCAUCAGGGGCUGACGGAGGACUCUGCCCAGGCGACUCCCAGCCAGGCGCCUCCUGUUUGGGCCGGGGAAGCAGUUUUUUUCUUUCUUUUUUUUUUUUUAAGCAAUUAUUUUAACGAGCGUAUUUAAAACUUUCUAUUGCAGAUGAAAAGACAUUGGUCCCGUUUCCCUCCCCCAGCCCCUUGCCCCCUUAGCCGUGGCUCGUCCCUGCGGGAGGCAGGCUGCCGGCCUCGCGCGGAGCCCCUGCCUCGGGGCCGCCUCCGCCUCCCUCCCCGCGGCCGUGCCGCCCCGGACGCAGCCGGCGGGGAGCCCGGGGCUUCGCUGGCUCCCCGCGGCAGUCCUGCCGCGAGCGUAGGAGGAGACGGGGAAGCGGAGCCGCGCCGAGGGUCGGUGCUGUGCCCAGGCGGAGCUGGGCGCCGUCCGCCCGCUGCGCGCAGAAGACCCGCCGGCGGGACGCGCUGCCGCGGAGGAGAGGCCGCCCGAGGGAGGUGUCGCGCCGAGGGCCGGAGCGCAGGUCAGAGCCCCCGUCGCCCGGCGCCGUGCCCUCCGAGGAAGGAACCGGGGGCGGCCGGGGCCGCUCGGCCGCCGCCGCGCGGGACCCUCGCGGGCCGGGCCGGGCCGCUCCUUGCCCGGCGCCCGUCCUGGGGCGCGCGGCGGACGCGAGCCGUCCUCCUCCCCCAGGCAGCCCCACGUCCGCCCCCCCCACCGGUGACCUUUUUGUACGGUCACGUCUUUUUCUAUGCGUGCUGGGGUCCCCCGAGCCCCGGUCCCCUACGCGACCCGCGUGCCAGCGAGCGGAGGCGGGCGCCCGGGCCCCCGUCUCUCCCCACACUCCUUUCCCGGGCGGAGAGCGGAGGCAGGCGGAGGGGCCGGGGGGGGCCGGGCCCCAGCCUGGGCGCUGCGCUCCUCGCUCCGGUUAUUGCUCUUCCCUCGGCAGGGAGGUGGGAAGAGGACGCAGCGAUGGCUCAGGGCAGGGCACCGCAGGGCCCGGGCGGGCGCUUCUCUGCGCUGCUCCGCUGGCGCUGGAGAAGGAGCAGCGCUUCGCCUAGGGCGACCUUGAGCUCGCGGCCGGCAGCACUGGCGUGCGGACCGGGGCCAGGACGUGCCGCUCCAGGGCGCGGAGCCGCCAGGAAGCCAGCCGGGGCGGCGACGGGCUCGCCCGGCUCCCGCGGGCGGCGCGGGGGCCAGGAUGCGGCGGCGGCCGGCACCGCGGUCUUUGCGCGAGCUGCUGGCCCGCGCCGUAGCGCGUCCCUUCUCCCCCGGGGAGACCCGCCACGGCCGCCUGCUCUGCUGCGUUCUUUCGGUUUUGUUUCGGGUGAAAUCACAUUGACAUGUCGUGCCAAACACCGAAAUAGAAUCCUGGAAACGGA